Acanthaster planci (crown-of-thorns starfish) is the source of this 4676-nucleotide messenger RNA. RefSeq names its product nucleolar protein 8 (gene nol8). Gene Ontology annotation, molecular function: RNA binding. The record is from RefSeq and is a predicted model, not a curated record. NCBI's taxonomy places the organism in Eukaryota, Metazoa, Echinodermata, Asteroidea, Valvatida, Acanthasteridae.
UGUCUCUUUUUUUUUGGUGAAAACAAGGGUGUCGCACGUGUGCCGAUGAAACUUGGCACUCGGAGUUAUUAAUCGUAUUUUUCACUGAAGCAAGGACGGGUGGACCACUGACCACAUUUCACUGGAAUCUGAGGAUUAUUUGAGGUGCAGUCAGGCUUGACCAAUUUUCACGAUCUGGAACUAAGGAAAUAAUCAUGGUUCUUAGCCUGAGUUGAUCCCCCUUGCCUGAUGAAACCAAGAUGAAAUCUGAACCCGAUAGAAGACGACUCUUUGUUGGAGGUCUGCACAAGGACGUCACCUCGGCAGACCUUGAGCAACGCUUUGGAAAGUUUGGAUCAGUCACAGAUGUCAAUGUCAGGACAAAGCGGGAUAGUCAAGGUCAAGUAGUGAAUGUGUUUGCUUAUGUGGACAUCAACAUCACUGAGACCAAUUUCAAGAAGUGCCUAUCAACAUACAACAAUGCCAAGUGGAAAGGACACAUAAUGAAAGUACAAGUUGCGAAGAAGGACUUUUUGACCAAACUUGCAAAAGAGCGGAAAGAAGCCCAGGAAACCCCAGAGCCUGACAUCAAGAAGACAAGAAAGCUGAAGGAGGAGGAUUCAGCCAGGGAAAGGCUGGAGGAGAGUAUGAAGAAGGCAGGCGUGGAGGACUUUGUCAUGAAGAAAGCUGUUCCUGGGACACCGAUACCAGGAGAAACGAAUUGGGUUGUUGGCAAAUUUGGCCGCGUUCUUCCCAUCAUGCACAUGCGGCGUAAGGAUAAGAGAUCAACGAUGACCUUUGACCCCUCCAAGUAUGUACACCACGUUCGUAAAUUCAAGGAGGAUGCCAAGAGUGACCAGAUCAUAGCUGGCAGACCUGUGGAAUAUCUGACUUGGCAUCUUCCGGAGACAAUAUCGGAUAUGGAUCGAAAAAGAAUGGGUGAUUUUCCAGAGUAUUCACGCAAGAAGAAAACAAAACUUGGCCAGCAAGAAAUGUGGUUCAAAGAUGACAUGUCUGAAAGGAAGCAAAUUAGUCUUUCUAGGAGUACAGAUGAAACUCGACGAGGCACAGGAAAGUUCCAACUUUCUGAGGGAGACUUUGAAAUUGUCGGUUUGAACACUGGAAAAUCCAACAGCAGCAGAACAGAUUUGGUCAAGCUCAAACCUUACCGGGCGCAAAUGCAAGGGAGCGUAAAUUUCGACCAAAGUAGUUCAGUUGAAGGAGAUCAGAGCAGGCUGUGCAGGGAUGUACAAGACUUGAUGGAGCAGUGCAACCUGGAAUCGGACGACGAUUCGUGCGGGUCAGCCGACACAGAUGACAUUUGCAAUUUUGCCAGGAAAGGCACUGAGGCAGAGUCCGAAGGGCAAGAGUCGCUGAGAAAUUGGGCGGAGGAAUACUACAGCACGGAGAAGAUGGCUGCAAUGUCAGGCGGUACGGAAGAGUUUGACGGUUCCGGACAGGAGGAUACCACGACUGAAAUGACAGUACACUCAACGGGCUCAUCCCCUAUCAAGGAAAGCAGGAGAACAACUACCAAACCAAUCGACAGAUUCCAAAGUGUUUCUCCCGGCAGACGCAAAAAGGCAAAUGGCCCACCUCCUGAAAAUAUCCAGCUUGGGAGUGCUGAGGAAAAUGACAACAGUGGAGCAGAGUUCGAUAUUGAUACGGCCAAGAGAGGGGAAGAGGAUGAUAAAGUAAACAAAGAAGACGGCGACAAUUAUGAAGAUGGUGCUGAUGAAGAUGCCGACGAUGAUGAAGAUGACAGUAUUAGCAGAGAUAGUAAUGAUGCUAAUGAGGAUACCGACGGCGAUGAUGAUGAUGAUGAGGAGGAGGAGUUUGAGGCUGAGCAUAGAGACAAAGCAGAAAAUGAUGAUAUAAACAAUUUGUCGCCAAAUGGCACUUUUUAUCGUAGCGGCGGGGAGAGCAUCACCCUGAGCGAUAAGAGCAGAGUGCAAAGGAAAACAGAGCACAAGGGUAAUCUUGGAAAGAGAAGAAAAAAUGAGAUUGUUGAUGGGAGUGAUGCAGGUGACGGCAGUGCAGACGACAAUGCUAGCAAUACUGAUGACCAGUCAUCAGAUCUGGACGGUACAAGUGACACCGAUUCCAGUGAAAGCUCGGACCCCACUGAAGAAACACAGACACCUCGAAGGAGACCGUCGACUGGCAACAUGGUCUCUGAAGCAAGAAAACCUACACUGGGCUCUCCCGGGAAUCCAAGCAAACUCAGGCAGUCCAACCAGAUACGGUUGGAGUCAGUCAAGAAGAGGCAAGCGGCCAUCUUGACCCAGAAGGCUGCCAUCCAAGAUGCCCUGAAAUCUCUGGAUUUGAAAGGGGGCUCACUUUCUGUUGGGCACCAUGUAAGAUUCGACUCGGAUGACGAAGCCUCAGAAGCAGAGCGUACCGAACAAGAUCAGAGUGUUAUGUCUAAGACUGGCGACGAAGAUAGAUUUAAGAUCAAACCGCAGUUCCAAGGAAAGGCAGGGGAAAAGUUGCUUAGACUUCAGCAUAGGAUUGGCACAGAUAGUCGCUUCAAGCUGGGGGAACUAUUCCUGGAAGAUGAAGACGAAAGUAAUGAGGAGGACAUUGGUGAAAAUCAAGACUUGAAGGCAGAGAAACAGAAAGCGCUGUCUGUGUUGGAGGACAUUGUCGGGAGUCAGGCUAUGCACAGCCUGGAGAGCAAGACUACUUCAAACUUCAGGGAUCCUAGUCGAUUAAGAUAUGAUCCAACGAGGGAGGACCAUGCUCAUUUUGAGAGAGCAAAUACUUCAAUAUCAAAUGCAUCUUCUACAAAGAAAAAGGACAAGAUAAAAGCUGAGACAGUAAUUCCUGAGGUCUCUAAGGAUGUGUACUAUGAGGUCAGUGACCUGACGUUCACCGGGAGUAAAGACGAGAAUCAACCCUUCAGGUUCUUUGGAGAUGAUGAGUUGGAGACAGAGAAUGAUGACAGUGGUGUAGGUUUUGGCACCCUCCAGAAGGACAUACAGGCUGCCACAACUCUGGGAAAGAGGCAGCUUGCACUCGACAGUAGCGACAGUGAGAGUGAGGUGGAAGAAGUGAAGCAUGAUGGGAUGGAUGACAUGGACAUCGCAUCAGCUCCCGAUGCAACAGCAGACAGCCAACCGACAUCGGCCCACCAAGGAUUCUUCUUUCAGCCUGAUGAUAUACGAUUGAAAACUGGCCCAGAGCAGUUCUGUCGCAAGCUGAGCCAGGAAGGAAUGUACCAAUGGUUUGAAGAGCAGAAAGCUGAACUGCAGAGGGAAUUCAAGAAGAGGCACCAGAGGGCUCUACGAGACUCCAAGAAGACCGCCCGUCAAAGCCCCGGCAAGAAACUCAGGAGGUGAUCAGACAUGUAAGUGCCUGUUUUCCUUCCGCUGUUGUGAUUUUGUUGGGUGAUGAUCCUCAAUACUUGCUAGAUCCUGUGCUCGGUUCACUGGCUGGGAUGGACACAAAUGCCCUGUCCGACCAGACAAGGGGUGCUUUCACUGUUUACGGCUGCUGCACAGUGUUGGUGGUGGAAGUGAUGGAGUUAAUGAACCGGAGAUGUCACACAGCAUCGAGUGAUUCGUGCACGGUGUUGCUGGUCGUUGAACUCCAUUGGAACUGAGUACGCCCAUGUGGAUGGAUAUUGCCCGAGUGCUUGAAGACUUGAAAUCAUCCCAAGCAUUUGUGAUCUCUGAUCCAUCCCUUGGCCUCGGAGGAAGGAGAAAUUCCCAUGAGGUGAAUAACCAGAUGCUACCUGAUGCCGUCAUUCUCCUUUUGGACCUGUGUGAAAGAUCAGUGAUAAAUUUUGCAACUACAUGUAGUAAGCUUGUUUGCAGACUAUGGAAACCCUGAUUACCAAUCAGGAAGACUUUGUCAUUAUUUAUGUACAACGUGCAACUCAUUGAUGACAUCGAUUGCUGUUGCAGCAGUUGAUUUGAUGAAAAAAAGCAGGAGGGUACUGAUAACGAUCUUGAAUGUACACCUGCAACAUUUCGGUCCUCGAUCACUUAAACAGUAGAUUCAUUGGAGCCACUCUAGUGAAUAGCCUGACAACUGUGUGAUGUGUGCACCUGUAGAUAAGCAUGAGCGACAAAAAAAAGAUAAUAUAACCGAAAGUGUUAACUGACUGUGCCAUCCAACAGAAAUGGGAACCAGCUGAUGGUUCUUACCCCAUGAACUGUUUCCGUGAGUUCGGAAGAUUGUUGGAAUGAUUCCCUGGAUAAACGGCCAACCCUCAGGCCCAUUAUAACACUCCAUCAGUCGGUGCAGAGUUGUUCAUCUCUGUGACGACUGCAACUGUCAUCACAUCCAUGGCCAACUGCCGUAGAUCGCCUGUCUCAGCCCGCGGCUGCUGUCUGGUGCCCUCGCUACGUGACAGUAGAAAUGCCAGCCAAGUUGUAUUUAAUAUUUUUUUCAGUACAGUCUUGUCAUGCCAGGUGAUGGUAUAUAUCAACUGUGCCGGCAAUCUGAAGCAAUUACAGAUACAUCAAUAAGAUCAUGUGAUGAUAUGUGUUAGUUACCAUCUCUGAGCGUUGCUGACUGUUGAGGGGAAUGCUACCCCUUGCUCAGCUCAGUUGCGAUAACAUUUCAUUCAGGCUGUCCAUUUGUCGAACAGGUUACAUUCACUAAUGCAAACCUUGGCAGACAGCACUUUUGCAUAGAAAAUAGUUCGAUUGAUUGAUUGAUUGAUUGAUUGAUUGAUUGAUUGAUUGAUU